Diaporthe batatas is the source of this 1473-nucleotide messenger RNA. RefSeq lists its product as uncharacterized. The record is from RefSeq and is a predicted model, not a curated record. The transcript has 7 exons. The coding region runs from base 1 to 1473 and encodes 490 amino acids. Gene Ontology annotation, biological process: transsulfuration. NCBI's taxonomy places the organism in Eukaryota, Fungi, Ascomycota, Sordariomycetes, Diaporthales, Diaporthaceae. Gene Ontology annotation, molecular function: pyridoxal phosphate binding; transferase activity, transferring alkyl or aryl (other than methyl) groups.
AUGGGUUCACAACCGCUGGAACUAAGCACACUGCCGGAGAACCAUGAUCCAUUCCAGCCUUACAAAGUCGAGAAAUUCGACGAAGGUCUGAGCUACGAUACUCUUCAAGUCCAUGCCGGUCACAGGCCCGACAAAGAAACACAUGCACGAGCAGUUCCGAUCUACAACAGUGUGUCUUUCGUCUUCACAGACAGCGCUCACGCCAAGCGCGUGUGUGCCACUGAGGAAGCCGGAUACUUUUACAGCAGAGUUUCCAAUCCCACCGUUGCGGUGUUUGAGAAGCGAGCGGCUGCACUGGAGGGGGGUACUGCAGCUGUAGGCACAUGUUCUGGACAAGCUGCUAUUUUCAACACCAUCGUCUGCCUCGCCGGUGCCGGUGACAACAUUGUCGCGUCAAUCAAUCUGUAUGGCGGCACCUACAGCCUGUUCAAGACCCUGCUCCCCCGCCUGGGGAUCGAGGUGAAAUGGGCAAAGCAGGAGACAAGGCAGGAGUAUGCCAGGCUCGUGGACGAGAAGACCAAGCUCUUCUUUGUUGAAAGCAUUGGCAAUCCUCGCUGCAGUAUCCCUGAUUUCUUGGGCCUGGCUGCUGUCGCUCGCGAAAACCACGUCCCGCUCGUUGUCGACAACACAUUUGGUGCAUGCGGUACAUGGUGCAGGCCCAAGGACUUUGGCGCGAAUAUCGUCUUGCACUCGGCAACCAAGUGGAUGGGCGGCCACGGCACCACUGUCGGCGGCGUAAUCAUCGACUGCGGGAAUUUCGACUGGGGUGCGGCCGGUGACCGGUUCCCAAAGAUGAUCAAGAAGGACGGGCCGAUGGCCUUUUCCUACUGGAAGGCAUUCGGCAAUAUCUGUUUCGCUAUGGCGAUGAGAUUUGACAUCCUGAUGGAAGUCGGAACGAUCCUGAGCCCGGCAUCAGCGCAGCAGCUGCUGAUCGGAAUGGAGACGCUGAGCCUGAGGUGCGAGCGACACGCCACCAACACGAUGGCCGUUGCCCGCUUCUUGGAGUCGCACCCCAGAAUUGCGUGGGUUAACUAUCCAGGCCUCGAGUCGAACAUUUACCAUGAGAAUGCGAAGAGAUAUCUUAAGAACGGCUUCGGAAGUGUGCUCUCCUUUGGACCCAAGGGUGGAAACACGGCAAGCAAAUUACUUCUGAACUACGUCAAGGUCAUCUCCCACCAGUCAAACGUCGGAGACUCCAAGACAUUGGCCACACACCCUUGGAACUCGACACAUGUGAUCAUGUCCGAAGCAGACAGACGCGAGUCUGGCAUCACUCCAGCCUUUAUCCGAUUCUCAGUUGGUACUGAAGACGUGAAAGACAUCAUUGCCGAUCUCGACCAAGCGCUCAAUUCACUCCCCGAUGACGUCGUGAACGCGCACGAUGAGGACACGGAGAAGCUGAUGCCCAAGUAUACAGUGGGCGCACCCAUGGAUGCUGAUGCUGUGCCGAUCACAGACGUAAAGGUGUACUAA